This is a messenger RNA of Mycena indigotica, 1218 nucleotides long. RefSeq lists its product as uncharacterized. NCBI's taxonomy places the organism in Eukaryota, Fungi, Basidiomycota, Agaricomycetes, Agaricales, Mycenaceae. The record is from RefSeq and is a predicted model, not a curated record. The transcript is spliced from 5 exons. Bases 1 to 1218 code for a protein of 405 amino acids.
AUGAACAUCAUCGUUGACGACCAAGACCCUUCCCUCCACUACACACCGGCCUGGAGCACCAAGGGCAACGACGGAAGCCCUCGAGGUAAUCCGCAAGAGUUCAUGGGGACCACUUCGCACAGUGUGCAAGAGGAUACGACUGUGUCGUUUACCUUCAUAGGCACACAAAUAACCAUUUUUGGGUCCCUCCUAGUUGUAGACCAGGUCACCUCCGACGCCUUCUUGCAGUUCACCCUCGACGGAAUUCGGCAGGAUUCAGCAUUUCCAGAGGUGGUGAAUCCGCCCUUCCAUCGCCUAGUUUGGGAUUCUGGCUCGUUGUCAGAUGGGCAACAUAUUCUCGUCAUGGAGGACACCAUUCCCGACACGAGCGACUUUUUCUUCGACUACAUAAUCUACAAGACGAAUGCGCGCGAACUAGGCCAAACCGUGUUGAUUGAUGAUGACGAGUCGGCAGUGGUGUUCUCGUCUGAAUGGCGCCACAACAACACAUUCGAUUUUAUGCAGGAAACAAGCAGUUAUACCGGACAGGCGGGCGAGUCGGUCACAGUCCAGUACAACUUCAUGGAUGGCGACAAAUUGUCCCUCUUUGACAGCGCCCCACCACUCAACCUACCACCGCAAAACGCCCCACCUCUUCAUCAGACAAUAUUCAAUCAGAAGUUGUAUACCUCGCCCGCGUUGACCGCUGGUCUGCACACAUUCAACUUCUCCUACAAUUCGGGGACGCCGUUGGGGGUGGACUACUUCCUUGUUGAGCCUAGCUCAAGUUUUAGCAGCGAUAGUGGAGGCGGGACAAGUGGGACAACUUCGUCCCCCACUGGCCUCAUAGGCGGGGUCGUUGCGAGCCUUCUGUUGCUCUUAAUAUCGGGUGCCAUAUUCUGGCUACGAAGGAGAAACAUUCAGCGUAUAAACCAACGACGCGCUGUUCCACUUGACGUUGAAGCAGCCACAGUCACUGCGCAGUUUCCGCUAUCGAAGAGAGCAUUGGCCGCAGGACGGGAAACGACAGUUGACUUGCCUGUUGCGCGGGUGGAGAAUUCAGAGACUAACGAUGCAGGGCCGGAGCCGAUGGUGUCCGCAGCGGCGUUGCCCACAGAUGAGCUUGUUAGGAUCUUACGGUCUCGACUUGGGGGUAAUGUGGUGAUUGCGGGGGGGAGGAGCAGCCACCUGAUUAUCCACCAACGGAGCGGGGCACACGUGAGACGUAAUUUGGUUUGA